This is a messenger RNA of Penicillium vulpinum, 3492 nucleotides long. RefSeq lists its product as uncharacterized. Bases 1 to 3492 code for a protein of 1163 amino acids. The record is from RefSeq and is a predicted model, not a curated record. The transcript has 2 exons. Lineage: Eukaryota; Fungi; Ascomycota; Eurotiomycetes; Eurotiales; Aspergillaceae.
AUGAAAGCCAUCGAACCCCCCAAAGAAGAAAAAGCCUCUAAAAGCUUCUGGUCGACAUUGACCGGGGGAUCUAUGAGCAAAAAAUCAACGAAGAAGGCCAGAGAGGAAAAGGAGGAACCCGACCCUAUAGAAGAGGAAGACCUGCUUAUUGAUGUUGGCGAUGACCUUCCAGAGCUGCAACCUGAGCUAGAGCCAGAGCCAGGACCCGAACCUGAACCUGAACCUGAACCUGAACCUGAACCUGAGCCUGAGCCUGAGCCUGAGCCUCCUGCCCCCGAAAAGACUAAACUUAAGACUUCUAAGCUUAGUGUUGCUGAACGCAUCAAGGUCUUAGAGCAGGCCAGGAAGGACAAGGCAAAGGCAGAAAAAUCUAGCUCAAAGAGCAAAUCCAAGGAAACGAAGGUCGAGCCCGAACCUGAACCUCCCGUAGAGGAGCCCGCUCCAACGAAGAGUUCAAAAUCCAAGGCUAAGACAGCAGAAGCUCUGGAGUUUAAAGAGAGGAAAGUUUCGAAGGACUCUAUUCCCGGAAGCUUCCCAGACUUUGGAGAUGACCCCGAGCCCGAGCCUGAGCCUGAACCAGAACCAGAGCCUGAACCAGAACCAGAGCCUGAACCAGAACCAGAGCCUGAACCAGAACCAGAGCCGGAGCCGGAGCCAGAGCCAGUACUAGAGCCAGCACCAGAGCCCGAGCUCGAGCCUGAAGCGGCGAAACUACCUGAUGAGCCUCUAUAUGCAAAUUGGCGCGAUAUAACGUCUAAAGAGCGUAAGAAGCGAGAGAAGCAAUUGAUGCGUAAGGGGCUUCCCAUUCCUGGCAAGAAUUUCGAGCUCCCAUCCGAUGAGCCGCCUAAAAAAGCGCCUGAACCGGUUGCGGAACCGGUUAUUGAGCCAGUUGUUGAGCCAGUUGUUGAGCCAGUUGUUCAAGCUGAGCCCGAGCCUGAAUCUGAACCCGAACCCGAACCCGAACCUGAACCUGAACCUGAACCUGAGCCCGAGCCUGAGCCUGAGCCCGAGCCACCAGUCCCAGAUCUUUCAAAAAUGUCGAAAAAGGAACUCAAGAAGUACAAAAAGGUCGAAGCGGAGAAAGCCGCAGCCGCCGCAGCAGCUGUAGCGGCGGCUCCCAGGGAGCCAACCCCACAGCCUCCCGAGGAAACACGUGAACUAGUACCGGAGCCUGAGCCGGAACCAAUAGCAGAACCAGAACCAGUCCCAGAGCCUAAACCGGAGCCUGAGGCUGAGCCCGAACCUGUAUCAGUACCUGAACCUGCACCUGAGCUUGUACUCGAUGAGGCAGAAGAGAAAGACGAAGCUGCUCCUCCUAUGCCCCCACCGGAGCCUACCAAACAGCCUCCAAAACCCGCGAAGAAGGAGCGACCACGCACUGAACGCACUACAACUGCCUCUUCAUGGGGUUUUUGGGGGGGCGCGCCGCCCCCGAAGAAGUCGAUUAAGAAGGAAAACAAGAUUCAGGAAGGAGCAGAACCUCCGAAAAAGCUAACUAAAAAGGAAAACACACAGGAGGAAGCAGAACCUCCCAAGAAGCUAAGUAAGAAGGAAAAGGUCCCAGAGGCAGAGCCCCCAAAGAAAAAAGAGUCUACUCGAGAACGUCCACCCGCAGUACGGUCAAAAUCCACAAAAUCCCGACCCAGAGACCCUGAGGCAGAAGUGGAACGGUCUGCGUCUGACCGGGAACAGCGGCGAGAACGAGAGGGGCGGCCCUCGAAGAACCAACGUGGCCUGGCCUUGGCUAACAUGGUACUGGGUACACCCCAGUCCAAAAGCAAAUCGACUCGCAAACCUGGCUCUUCAUCGAAACCCGUUUCCAGGCGUCCAUCAUUUGAUAUAGAGGACAAAACUACUGAUCCAGCCCCUCUAGAUGAAAAGCCUGAGGUUUCUGACAAAGCAGCCAAACUGAUGGGGAUGGAUCCCUCCAAGUCUCGACGUGAGCGCCCGCGCACGGACAGGCAGAAAUCAGGCAUGUUCAUUUCCGUCACAUGUUACUUAUCAUCGCUAACUUCCUACAAAACAGUUCGCGAUCCAUAUGCGAUCGAGGACGAUGACCUUGUUAUGGUCGACAUGGAGGAUGCCGAGGGUCAAUCACCGAAAGAGGGCUCCAGAGGCUCGAAGCGCAAGUCUAAGAGACAGCCGCGCCCCAGGUUCGACGACGAGGAUGACGCUGUAUUGGUUGAUCCAUAUCAAGCGCAUCCUACCGCAGAGGUCAUGUCGGGACCAGAAAAUAUGGGCUUUGUCAAUGCGCCUCCAAGAGAACGUCGUCUGAAGCGCUCCAACACCGCGCCGCCGCCUAAGAAACAAGAGACCGGUGGACUCAUGGGGCUCCUGGAUUCUCUGCGGAAAACCGCACGCCCAGAACGUCCAGAACGCCCAGAAAUGCCAGAGAGACGGAAGUCUCGCUUGUAUCGUGACGACGACGCAAGAUAUCCUCCAGAAAUGGAGCGCGAUGGUGCUCGACGAGCACGCCGCGAAGAUCGACGCCGAGGAUCUGUGCGACCAGAUACCGAUGCCGAUGGUUUCGUAACCGAUGCCGCCGGUGUAGGUGCAGGUGGCGAUACAGAAGCCGAAGAAGCGGAAGCUCGGCGCGCAGCACGCCAGUCACGGCGUGGAUCCCGCAAGGCGCCUUCCGACUCUCGUGAAAGCGAGGCUCGGGAAGCAGAGGAGCGGCGGGCGAGACGAAAAGAACGAGAACGUGAACAGCGUGCUCGCGAAGAGGAAGAGGAAGAACGUCUACGAGAAGAAGAUCGUAUACGAGAAGAAAAGCGGGCCCGACGAGCUGCACGUGAAGAACGUCGUGCUCGAGAAGAACAAGCAGCUCGUGAAGCUGAAGCCGAAGCUGCGGCUGAAGCUAGGGCGGCAGAACGCCGCGAGCGCCGAAGACUGCGUGAAGAGGAGAUGAUGGCUGCGAGAGCGAGCCGACAUCGUGAGCGUGAGCGUGAACGUGAACGUGAACGCGAGCAAAGGAUCCCUGAUGAGGUCUUUGCUGAUAGGCGUGAGACAAACCGUCGAGGGGCUCGCAGCUCCCGCGCGUUUGAAGAGCCGACCGCUCGUCGUCGAAAGUCUAAGGUCGCUCCUGAGCUAGUUCGGGAGCCACUCAUGACUGGUGGUUUGAAUCCCAAGACUUCUUCCUGGGUUUACUCGCAAAGCGAUGAACCUCCGGAGCCACCGCCAAUUGUCCCCACUCUUAUUGAUCUACCUCCUCUUGCGGCUGACGAUGGAGGUAAUGCUCAUUCCCUUUCGUCGGACGAGGAAGCUCGUCGUGCUCUUCGCCGUAAGGCCCGCCAACGUGCCAGAUAUGAGGAAGAGAUUGAUGAUGCUCGUUCCCGACAUCGUGGUUCUCGUCGUGACGGUGUGAAGAGCAGCUCAGGAAGUGGUGAUUAUGAACGUGACCGUGGAAUGAGGUCCCAGCCCGGGAGCCGAGGUGGUCCGCCGAGUUCGGGUGUUAAGAAGCCCAGUUGGUUCCGUAAAUUGACGAAUCUGUAA